Molecule: messenger RNA, 249 nt
Organism: Cutaneotrichosporon cavernicola
Lineage: Eukaryota; Fungi; Basidiomycota; Tremellomycetes; Trichosporonales; Trichosporonaceae
Exons: 1
Coding region: 1-249 (82 amino acids)
Source: RefSeq, a predicted model, not a curated record
AUGCAGUCCUCGUUCCCAUCCACCCCCAUCGGCGUCCCCACGCUUCCCGAGCGCGGCCGCCAGCGUACCGCCACCGGCACUACGCCGCCCAGCGCCCACCCGUGCCCCCAGUUCGCGGAUCUCGUGCACUCGCUCUACGCAGCCUACCGCGCCGACUCGGAACGCCGCGCAGUCGCGCGCUCGUCUAGCCCCGGCGGCAUUGCUGCGGCCGCCAACGCCAACGCGACCAACUCCCGCUCGCGCUCCUAG